Messenger RNA from Effrenium voratum, 1776 nucleotides. The record is from the annotation of a GenBank genome assembly. Lineage: Eukaryota; Dinophyceae; Suessiales; Symbiodiniaceae.
UCACAAUCAACCGCUGGUGAACCGCGGUCGCCCUUUCGUGCUUGUGCGGGUGAGCAAAGGGAGCAGCAGCAACAAGCCGCCAAUGGCGGCUUUGCUUCACGUGGACGUCCACCUGCCCAGUGGCAGUGCAUGCUCUCUGGCGCUGCCGCCGGACGCAUGUGUCGGAGAUUUGAAGAUCGCGGCGCAGCAGUGCUUCCAACGGAGCUUUCUGCGCCUGGUGAAGGAGGGGAAAGCGCUGGAGAACCUGCUGCCUCUGAGCGAGGCCGGCAUCAAAGACGGGGAUUUGGUGAGCGCUGUGGUACAGAGCCCCACCAUCGCCGCCUCGAAGCGAGCCUUUGCGCUCUUCGUGCGAGGAGGCGGUUGUGUGACCUGGGGAGACUCCAUGAGUGGUGGAGACAGCAGAGAGGUACAGUACCAAUUGUGGGGCGUUCAGCGCAUCAAAUCCGCGGAGAGCGCCUUCGCGGCGAUCUUGGUGGAUGGCUCGGUGGUGACCUGGGGCCAUCCUCUGCUGGGCGGUGACAGUACCCAUGUGCGGGACCAGCUGGUGCAGGUCCGUGAGAUCCAGUCCACCGCCCGCGCCUUCGCCGCUUUGAAGGAGGAUGGUACCGUGGUGGCCUGGGGAGAGCCGGACAGCGGCGGCGACUGCUCACAGGUGCGCGAGAAGCUGCGCAAUGUCCGGGAGAUCCAGGCCUCCGACAGCGCCUUCGCGGCGGUGCUGCAGAGUGGCCAGGUGGUGACUUGGGGCUCCCCGCGCUCCGGGGGCGACAGCAAAAGGGUUCGCGACCAGCUGGUGUCAGUGAAGCAGAUCCAGUCCAGCGACUUCGCCUUUGCCGCGCUCCGGGAGGACGGCUCUGUUGUGGCCUGGGGCGACCCAGAUUUCGGAGGGCACCUGGAGCCAGAAAGAGCGCGGGCGAUUCAGCGCCCGGUGCAGGCCAUCCAGGCCACCCGCAGCGGCGCCUUCGCCGCUUUGCAAACCGACGGCGCCGUGGUCUGCUGGGGCGGGCCCCAGGCGGGCGGUGACAGCAGCCAGGUGCAGCACCAGCUGCACGGCGUGCGGCAGAUCGCCGCCUGCGGGGCCGCCUUCGCGGCGAUACGCGGCGACGGGACGGUGAUCACCUGGGGUGACCCCGAGUUCGGAGGGGACAGCCGACGGGUCCAGAAGCAGCUCACCCAGGUGGCGCAGAUCUCGGCCACGGAGCACGGCUUCGCCGCGGUGCGCCAGGAUGGCCGUGUGGUGACCUGGGGCUUCAGCGCCUUCUUCGGCAGAGACUUGAGCCGGAUCUUGCCGCGCCUUAGGAGGGUGCAGCAAGUCCAAGCCUCCGACUACACCUUCGUGGCUCUCCGGGAGGAUGGCUCAGUGGUGACCUGGGACCCAGAAGAGGACAUCAACCGGCUUCCAGAUGGGAGGAAGGUGCAGCAGGUCCAGGCCAGCUCCAGCGCCUUCUGCGCGGUGCUGGACUCGGGGACGGUGGCCUGCUGGGGGGAUCCCAAGCGCGGGGGGGACUGCUCGGAGGUGCUGGAGGAAAUGGCUUGCCUAUGAGAUCCUGGAGUCCAGGAUGGGCGCCAGGCGGCCAAGCGCGCGCACAGAUCCAUUCAGGCCGAAGGCCGAAGGAAAGCGGGCACGCCCUCGGCGAGAGGCGGCCAAACAAAUCCGGGAGAAUGAGAGGGCGCGAGCGGUUCUUUGGUCUAAGGGUGCUCCGGAGCCGCGAACCGAUUCGGAGUUCCACGGCCACGAUUUCCACUUUUGGUUGCCCUCACCCUAAGGGUAUGCAGAAC